GGGAGCGCAGCCGCGGAAAGGGAAGGUGCGCUCCCGACCCGCUCAUCCCAGCCCUUCCCGCACAGCCGGAGCUCGCCCUCCCGCACCCAUCCCGCGGCUCCAGCUCCGGGGGUUCCGAGCUCCCUUUUCCCCCCGACUGAAGCUGCAGCCGCUGUCCCCAUCCCCAUCCCGGCAGCUCCAUCCAGCAUUCCCUCCGGGGUGCGGAGAUGGGCGGCGGGGCAGGGCCAGCCCCGUCCCCCGAGCCCGGGGGGCAGCGGGCAGUCAGGUGGCCGGCCCCCAGGUCACCUCCCCGGAACGUGCUCGGACCUCCACGUUGUGUUUACACGGAGUGAGGUCCAAAAAGCCUUCCCGUACCAAAGCCGCCUUAUCGCCCGCUCCUCGGCCGCCCCCCGAGCCUAUAUAAGUGCGGCCACCGUCCGCCUCCGGGCGGGAGGGACGCGGGAGGCGACCCGAGACAGCCGGACCAUGCUGCUGAAGGCUGCGCUGCUCCUCUCGCUGCUGGCCGGCUGCCCAGGUGGGUGCGGGCACGGGGGCAGCAGGGCAGGGUGGGCGGCAGCACAAGCCCCGCUCCCGCCCGCAGUGUCCCCGGCCAAGCCGGCGCAGAGCGGCCUCUGGGAGUACCUGAGCCAGCUGACGGGUGACAAGGACAGCCUGGAGUACGGCCAGAGCAAGCUGGGCAGGGAUCUGACGAACCUGAAGGAGAGCAUUCAGGAUGGGGUCAGCUACAUGGGGGAUUUCCUGGAGAAGCUGUCGCCCCUCAACAGGGGCCUGCAGCCGCCGCUCUACGAGGACUCGGCCAGCCUGCGCAAGGCCAUCCGCAGGGAGCUGGACAGCCUCAGGGUGAAGCUGUCCCCGUACGUGGACGAGGUGCACCAGCAGGUCGGGAAGCACCUGGACGAGCUCCGGCAGCAGCUGCGGCCCUUCACGGAGGAGCUGCUGGAGCAGGCGUCCCUGCGGGCCCGGGAGCUCCGGCGGCACCUGAUGCCCAGCCGGGAGGUGACGGCGCAGCUCCUGGACGGCGCCGACGAGCUCCAGCGCUUCAUGGCUCCCUACGCCGACAAGAUCGCGUUCCACACGGACCAGGUGAAGGACAUCUUCCAGCCGUACACGGAGCGGCUGCUGACCGAGAUCCGCCGCAACGUGGAGGAGCUGCACCGCAGCGUGGCCCCGCACGCCCGCGCCAGCCCCGAGCAGCUCAACCAGCACAUCCAGGAGCUGUCGGCCAAGCUGACCCGCAACGCGCGGGACCUGCACCAGCAGAUCCAGAGGAGCCUGGAGCAGCUGAAGGCGAAGCUGAGCCCGUACCCCGGCAGGCUCGGGGCGCGGCCCCGCUCCCGGGAGGCGCUGGCGCGGGAGGUGCAGCGGCGCGUGGAGGAGUUCCGGCAGGACACGUACGCCCAGAUCCGCGCCUUCACCCGGGCGCUGGACCACGAGACGGAGGAGAUGCGGCUGAAGCUCAGCGCCCGCCCGGAGCCGCCCGAGGAGCCGCUGGACGCGUCGCCGCCGCCCCUGGAGGACCUGCGCGCCCGGCUGGACGCGCUGUGGCGGGACCUGGCGCUGAGCCUGAGCGAGCGCGGCGGGGAGGGCGGGGAGGCGCGGGUGGGCCCGGCCGGGGCGGCGGGGCCGGGGCGGCUCGGUGGCUGA
Molecule: messenger RNA, 1644 nt
Organism: Pseudopodoces humilis (Tibetan ground-tit)
Lineage: Eukaryota; Metazoa; Chordata; Aves; Passeriformes; Paridae
Gene: APOA5
Product: apolipoprotein A5
Biological process (GO): acylglycerol homeostasis; cholesterol efflux; lipoprotein metabolic process
Cellular component (GO): chylomicron; high-density lipoprotein particle; very-low-density lipoprotein particle
Molecular function (GO): cholesterol transfer activity; phosphatidylcholine-sterol O-acyltransferase activator activity; phospholipid binding
Source: RefSeq, a predicted model, not a curated record